CAAAGUUUUUCAUCUUCUUCUUCUCUCUCUCUCUGGCAUCGCAUCUCUGUUUGUUCGUAUCAUUUCUGAGAGAGAAAAUUGUAUCAGAUUCAGAUCCAAACCAUUAAACAAAACCAAAAAAAAAAAAAACAAAAAAAACAAAGAAGAAGAAAAGAAGAAUGGCGACAGUAUCACCACUGGCGAAAUACAAGCUGGUGUUCUUAGGAGAUCAAUCAGUAGGCAAAACCAGCAUCAUCACUCGUUUCAUGUACGAUAAAUUCGACACCACUUACCAGGCUACAAUUGGAAUUGACUUUUUGUCAAAAACAAUGUACCUUGAAGAUCGAACUGUUCGCUUGCAGCUUUGGGAUACUGCUGGGCAAGAAAGAUUUAGGAGUCUUAUACCAAGUUAUAUCAGGGAUUCUUCCGUCGCUGUAAUUGUCUAUGAUGUAGCAAACAGGCAAUCAUUUCUCAACACUUCUAAGUGGAUUGAGGAGGUACGAACAGAACGAGGCAGUGAUGUCAUUGUAGUCCUUGUCGGAAACAAAACUGAUCUUGUUGAUAAAAGGCAAGUGUCCAUAGAGGAAGGAGAUAACAAGGCUAAGGAGUUUGGGGUGAUGUUUAUAGAAACCAGUGCAAAAGCAGGAUUCAAUAUUAAGCCUCUAUUCAGGAAAAUUGCUUCUGCCUUGCCGGGGAUGGAAACACUUUCUUCAACGAAACAGGAAGAUAUGGUCGAUGUGAACCUUAAGCCUUCUGUCAAUUCAUCCCAGAAUGAGCAGCAGGGUGGCGGUUGCGCCUGUUAGAAAACUGUAUUUAAAAGAGACAGAGAAAUUGAAGCACUUACAAUACUCAGUUAUACUCGAUUCACAAUACAAUACGGAUGGCAAUUUUGUCAUAAACUACUUCGACAGCAAAGAAGAUAUGUGCUCAGAAUGGUGCAUCUCGCAUAUGCCAUCAAGUUUUAAGUGUCUAAGGGACAGAAAACUGUGGGUCUAAUCCAAGAUGGUACAAUCAGCAAUUUGAUGUGUUUCUUAUAUUUGUUUUAUAUAUGUACUUUCCCUUCAAACUUCUCUUUUCUCUGAGUGAUUUUUUGAACUUUUUUUCUCAUAACUUAUUGCCAUAGAAGCAUAUUCUUAGGUUACUGGGGGACAUUUAUGUUUGUAAGUUUAGAUUAAGAUUAUGGCACAUAAUGUUUCUUUUUCUCACAAGUUUGAUGAAACCAAAUUCAGGUUAAUCAACAAGCUUAAUUCUCUUCC
Molecule: messenger RNA, 1235 nt
Organism: Ricinus communis (castor bean)
Lineage: Eukaryota; Viridiplantae; Streptophyta; Magnoliopsida; Malpighiales; Euphorbiaceae
Product: ras-related protein RABH1e
Exons: 6
Coding region: 159-782 (207 amino acids)
Molecular function (GO): GTPase activity; GTP binding
Source: RefSeq, a predicted model, not a curated record